UUCUGUCUGUGCCUGCAUUUUUCCCCCCCAUCUCAUUCGUUCCCUUCUCUCAGCGGCAGCAGCUCAGGGAGGCAGCUGUAUGUGCGUCUGCAUAACAAUUGCCACAGGUAAAGACAGCUGCAUCGUUGGAUGUUGCCAACCCCACAGGGGGCGAGGGAGCCUUCACUGCUGCGGCUGCAAGUUCUCAUCCGAGCGCGGGGAGUACAUUUCUAAUCAUCUCCAAGAAAGCAUCCUUGAGGGAAGGACGGGCAGAGGAUCCCAGCAACCCAACUAACAAAUCAUAAGCUGACUCAAAAGAGCACAGGCUUUCAGGGACUGAGGAAGAAAACACCACUCAGAGAGCGAGAAGAGAGAAUCAGUGGGAUAUUUUUAAUACUGUAGCCUCCUGUUUGUGUUUUUGCUCUUAUCUCUUUCUGUCUCUUGUCUCUGGCUCUUUCUUUUUUAAUUAUUUGCAUCCACUCCCUGCUCCUCGUCCUCUCUUGUUUCAUCCCUCUCUGGCGGAAUGUUCUCUGCAAAUAGAUGAGAAGAGGCUUUCCGAGCGCUUGGUGCAGUAUUAACGGACGGGAUACUGAGACAGCAGGGCGCUGAGCGGACAGCUUGGGGAUAUCUGACCCACAGCCGGCUGGAGAAGGAGCAGGAUCACGCGUCGCAGUUGCAGAUUUAUCCGCCCUGUGAUACCACCAGUGCGCGACAACACCCCUAAUUAUUUUUUUAUUUUUUUCACUCUCCCUCUCUGUCCUCAUCGAAAGUGUGGCUUUUUGAAUGGAUCAGGAACAUUCUUUGGAUUGUACAGCUUUAUUUUCAGCCUCACUGGAAUAAAGAGCAAAGUGGGUUUGGAACCAAAGAGUGAAAAAAAUAAUACAAAAUAAUUAAGAUCCUCCAAAAAAAGAAAAGGAGACGCUGAUUGAAAAGCAACGGGCAAGAAAGAUAGCAGAUAAUCCAAGGAGAGUGUUCGACAGACGCAUAAACGACACAUAUAUCGCUCUCUUUCAGUUACAAAAGAGACCGAUUUGGGGGGCUGAGGGACGCUGACUCGGCUAAAGCUGUUGGAACAGGCUGCAUUGGACAACAUCUUUCAUUUUUUUUGGGAUCCGCCACGGGGUGGGGGAGGCAACAAGACCCACCCUGCAAGUUUCACUCCCCUCAUUCGGCGAUACUAUCCCAUUGUGCUUGACAGGGACAAAUAUGCAUGUUGAGUAGAAAUAGCUGUGCUUUUUUUUUACUGCAGUGACAUCUGAACAUUGAUGCCACGGAUUCCUCACAUGCACGGAUGUAAAGCUGUUCCUUCUCACCCACCUCUCCCUCCUGUCCUUUCUUCUCCCAGUUAGAAGCAUCACUUCUACUUCUUCUCCCCUGGCUUAUCCUGCUGUGAACAUUCUUCAAGUUCACAUUUGGACAUCGAGAGUUGGGCAGGACUAAACGCGGACUAAUCGGGCGAUCAUCAGUCUACGCAAGCUCUCCCAUUUCUCACUGGUGUCUCUGAGUGUGAGUGUGCGUGCUUGUGUGUUUGUGAAAGCGUGUCUGCAUGUAUCUCCUGCACCCCUCCCCUUCUCUUUAUCCUCGGAUUACAUAUUUUUGUACAUGUUCAUAAGUGUCCAAUUCCUGUGAGGUCCUUUUGUGUCCAUUUGUCCCUUGUCUCUUCUCACUGUCCGGCAUUGUUGGGAACCUUUCCGCCAUGUGCUGCUGAUGCUUAUCACAGGGUUAACCCUCAAUGAGCCAUAAAGGACGGCAGGGAAGGAUGAGCGAGUGUUCUGGAGCAGCUGUUUCCGGGGCGGUGAUCCUGGAGGAACCUGAGGGUUCAGGGGCUUCAGGGGGCCGCGUUGAGGGCCAGGCCCAGGAUCAGGGUCCCCUUCGCUGUGCGGUCUGGCCUCGCCAGCAGACAUGGCUGUGUGUGGUCCCCUUACUUAUCGGCUUUAUUGGCCUUGGAUUGAGCCUGAUGUUGCUGAAAUGGAUUGUUGUUGGUACAGUGCGGGAUUACGUGCCAACAGACCUGGUGGAUGCUAAUCGAAUAGGCCAGGAUCCUAUCUUCCUCUCCAAGCCAAGCGGGAUUCCCAAAAGUCCCGAUUCUACCACCACGACAACUACUCCUACAGUUGAUGGCGAGAAGCCCACACCUAGAACUGUAACUAUUGCGAAAGGUAGAACUCGUUCCACUGCUACGACCACGACUAUAAACCCUCGAGGGAGUGGAGCCUCGGGUAGCCAAGUAACCCCACGGAAUCCUCUAAAUCGAAAUGGACGUGGACCCUCGGCUUUUACUACAACCACUGCAGCGCAACGGACAACCUUCAUUAUUGGAACAGCAACAUCUAGCCCCUCACCGUCCAACCCAACGGUGCUCCAUGACUCUACGCAGAUGUGGACCCUGGAGCACACUACCACUGAGGCGGUCUCCACCACGCUCACCACCCGUACGCACGGCCACCGCAAAACACCAUCUCCGACUGUCCCUCCGCUGCACUCGGAGCACUUCAAGCCCUGUCAUGAGAAGGACCUGGCCUACUGCCUGAACGGAGGCGAAUGCUUUGUCAUCGAGACGCUUAGUGGGCCUCACAAGCACUGCAAGUGUCGAGAAGGCUACCAGGGAAUCCGCUGUGACCAGUUUCUGCCCAAGACGGACUCGAUCCUGUCUGACCCAAUUGAUCACUUGGGCAUCGAGUUUAUGGAGAGCAAAGAGGUGUACAAGAGACAGGUGCUGUCAAUCACAUCCAUCGCAAUGGCAAUCAGCCUCCUGGGAACCCUGUGCAUGGCCCUCUACUGCCGCAACAAGAGGCGCAGAGAGAAGCUCCAGGCCCACCUGAAGGAGAGUCGCAGUUUGAAAAACUACACUGCUAAUUCCCAUAAUGCCCUGGACGCCAAGAUGAGGGUCCCUAACACCAACCUGCAAAUGCAUGAGUCCCGCCAGGGGAACGUUUGUGGGUCCAGCUUUGCACACUGCAACAUCUCCACCACGCCACCCAACGGCUCCAGGGGAGCAGCGAAACAUCAGAGGAGUGGUUCCUUGUCUCACAGCCCAGAUCAGAGAACCCGGGUAGCCCAUUGGUCAGCUCCACGCAGGACCCCGCCCAUACCCAGGGGAAAGCUGAAUCCGAUCGGAGGAUCCAAGUUUUCAGGCCACGCCUACCAACACCUUGAGGAAGUGGACUCAUCUGAGAGGGAGGCUGAGGCACAAAGAGGUUGCGAAAUGCAUGUGGAGAACCAAUGUGACGACCCCAGACGAGAUGCCUUCCUACAUAUGCAAACUCUUGUGUCCGUGGAUACAUCGUCGCCAUCGCCGUGGAGCGGCCGCAUGGAGGUGCGUUCGGGCCCGUCCGAGCACAGCGAUCCGAAUCCCAACACCCGCAGCCUGCGCAGCCCCGGACGCCGUCACACCCAGUCCCCGCCUCCUCCGUUUCGCUCCUGCUCCAUCCCCAUCAUCCCCUCCGUCCAGUGUCACAACGAGGUGUCUUGUAUGCAAACCAGCGUCACACCGGCGACAACAACGAUGUCAGUCACCUGCGGAGCCGUGCCCUGCAAGGAAGCGAGGAGAGAGAUGGCGGCGCACGUCACGUUGUGGUCCUCCUCCUGCUCGUCCGCCAUUGGUCAGCAGCAGGACGAGGUGGCGCUGCUGCUGGAGGAGGCGCAGGAGCAGCUCAGGGCGUUGGCCUUGGCUCACAGGAAGCAGGAAGAAGGUGGCAUCGGCAGCAGCGGGUCGACGGCUGUGCUGGUGGAGGCCAGAGAAACUGUUUGCUUCCUGAACCUUAACGGAGGAAGUGCCGGGGCGCUGAGCUGUAACGGACCCACGCAGACCCAGUUACUCAGCCCCAGCCUAUCACACAGAGACCUGGGCCAGAGCAGCCAGUGAAAGGACACGAUUUAGGACAUUCACUUUCGGUUUGACGGUGUUUGACAGACUAUGGUGUCCUGCAUUUGUGAGACAGGAAUGGAAAUGCCGAAUUAAAAAAAAAAAAAAAAAAAAGUAAUAUCAUGGAAAUUCUGAAAAUGUGCUGAUGAUAUCCUGUAUGGAUACAAACACUUCUGUGUGGCCGCCUUUACGCCAACUGACUGUCUGGAAAAAGAGAGAGAAAACAAAUAUUUACAUGCAUUUAUUUACAAGAGAAACACUUCUACUUAGGCAAAAAGAAACCAAAUAGUCUGUCAACUCCAUGGUGUUUUUAAUUGUAAAAAGAAUAUAUAAAUAUAUAUAUAAAUAUAUAUGGAUAUAAAUAUAUGGAAUUCAAAAAGUGACCAAGUACAAAGUUGAAGAACACGGGAAUGAUGUAACUAUUUUUCUUUUGUUUUUCUUCUACCUGUUUUGCUCUGUCACAUUUUUGGUUCGGCUCAAUUCUAAGGACUGAACGUCAUUAACAUCCCGCCGCACGAGCCGUGAGUCGGAUUCUGUGAGCGCGCACAGAGGAGCCUCCACACCAAUCCCCCCCGUCCCCCAUCCCCCUCUCUGGCCUCCUGAAAACAUGUCUACCCAGCCAAGAAUUACAGUACAACCCUCUGUGGUUACCAACAACACUGAGGAUUUACGACAAAAAAACUCCCCGGCCGGCCGUGCGUGUGUGUGUUUGUGUGCGUGCGUUUGCGUGCGUGUGUGUGUGUGUGUGUGUGUGUGCCGAAGUGCAGCAAGGGAAGAGAGGGAGAAAAAUAAAAAAACAGGAAACAACCUCUUGGUGAGAUUUGAGGCGGCAGAUUGUUACAGACAGCACGGAUGCUGACUCUACUUUGGCCAGUGUUUCAAACCAAUCCAGAUUAUUUUUCUUUUUUUUACAAUUAUAUUUUCCCACACCUGUGCGCGCACACACACACACUCUGUGCGUUGCUUUCGGUUGCUUGGAUGGUUGGAUGACUGGACAGAAGGACAAAGGGAAGGACAGAGGGCUAAGGGUCACCACAGGAGCUAAUCUGACAUUUGUUUUGUUUCUUUUCAUUUUUCCAUUUUCGGUUAUUAAUGAACAAUGCUGCUUUCUGGGGCCGACGGGAGGGAGGACCACAUGGUUUGGGUAUUGAAACAAAUAAAUGUCUCUAUGUUGUAUCCUAUGAAUCGGAAGCUUUUGAAUCUCUGUAUGAAUUUACAGCCAAAUGUUUCUGGUGACAAAAAGUAAAACAAUGGUUGCAAUUCUGGUAAAGGUUUUUCAAAAUAACAGUGGUUUCAGUUGAUUGCUUGGAAGACAUUUUGACACCUUCAAAGCACCCUGUCCAAAUGUGCAUGCUGGAUUACAUCAGUCUGGUUUACAGUGAUAUAUACCGUAUUUAUCCUUUGGCCUUUUCACACACAGUCUGGGCUGAACUGGAGACCAGUAUUCACAAAGUUCCCAUCCAAUUAGCUGGUAGUUCCCUCUUUUCACCACGCUGCCUGGAAUACAGAAAUCAAUGAUGAAUGAUGUUUUCAAAUACGGUUUCAUUUCAAAAUAUUAUUCAUCCUUUUAUGAAAAUAUAUUGAUACCUACAUGUCCAAAUUUCCAUCCAUAAAGCUUUGUCUAUUGAUGUCAUGAGUCUUUUAAGACCGGUUUUAAUUUCAUUAAGCCGCUUCUCUUUAUUCAACGCUCAUUUAGAGCAGCUGUCUCGGUCCAGAUGUCAUGUUUGAAUGAAAAUCCCAGAAAGGAAGGGAAGAGGUGGCCUUGCUUCUAAGGAAUCCUACCAAAUGUAUUGCUUUAUGUUGGUUAUAAUAGAGAGGGACAAGGAAUUUGUCUUUUAUCAAAGUAGAUGUUUUGGUAUCCAUUCAAGUCCUUGCAACCAAAUUGAAAUAUUUCAAAUUUAUUUGAGUGAAAGAGGUUUGAUUUGGAAAAACUUGAUUUGAAAUAACAAAGUUAAAGCGGGAACAAUAAGCACAAGUAGCAACAAUCCUCCAUCGAAAAUCACUGAAAGAGUGUCACAAGGUUUAUUGCUUAACAACACUUUAGAAAGUAAGAGUGACUCCUGGAUCUUUUAUGUUUGUGUUAUGAAAUGAGUCCUACAUUGAACUCUCAUAGCUGCCAUCCUUCAAGCUUUGUGACUGUGGCCCCCCCGUCGACAACGAACUGCUUUCAACCAUCCAACUUGGUCCUUUCUGUGGCACUCUCCCAGGUGUGUGUCCGGCGCUCCACGGUUCAGAGAGGUCUGAUUCAAUAAGGCAGAUACUCUGGAUAAGAUCACAGCACCUGAGAAUUCACACUCUCCCAACCUGUACUUUUCAAAAACCCUCACAAUGGCCGAUCCUCGUGAACGUCCGCCUCUUAUUCAACACACACGAGCACUCAGAAAUCAGCCAGGAGCUUCUUUCUUUCUUUCCCUACUUCUUUGAAGACUUAGUUUGCCAUGCUGCCAUUCAGACCCCGAAAAGGCGCUUUUCUAUAUCAUAUUGCUGAACUUCAACAGUUUUGGUUAUUUGAUACUGAUGUCCAUGAAAUCCAUUAUGUCCUCACCAGAACAAAACACUGAUGACUUACAGAACGGAGGCUGAUGCGCUGCUGUGCACGGACACGGAGCUAAAAAAAAUGUGAAUGUGUUUGUUUGACCAACUGUAAUCAGUGUAUGAGCUUUUAACAGAUAAAAGUCUGCAAGCAUUGUCUGGAUUUGUUUUCUUAUCUGAGGUGAGCUCUGCAACUAGAAUGUUCAUCCACUGCAUGUUUUCACAAACAUCUACAUCGUCUCAUAAACGCUCCAUAAAAUACACACGUAUGUCAUGACCAGAUGCCAAACAUGCAUGACCUCAUUAUUACUGCACCUUGAGGAAAACUGCAAUUACUUUCGACACGCAUGUACUUCAACCACAUGUGAGCAUCAGCAAUUACACAAGAGAGGGCAGGAAAAACUCAUUCAAUGCAGGCGUCGGUGCUCUCCACUCUGACCGUAUUUAAGUGGUUUUCCAUGUGCCGGUGAUUGAAAACUGCGUUACUUCUUGUCCUGCUGGUUUAACAUUAUAAGAAGCAGCAUUGGAGGAAAAAUGGGGCUUUACGUUUGAUAAGAAAAAGCUCAUUGGCUUUUUUUAUUAGUCACAGAUUUUGAGAGCAUGUCUGCCUUUUUUUCAUGCGAGAAAUGUUUUUAUUUUUGAGAUGUGUUUGUGUGUGUGGAAUGUAUGCAGUUAAACAUUUUCUGUUUUUAUUCCUAAUUUAUCAGUAUUUUUUUAUCUCCGAUACACGUUUGAAAUUCUGAGUUAAAAAUAAAAGUCAAUAAAGAUUAGUGCUGGGCAAGUUAACGCGUUAAUUUC
Molecule: messenger RNA, 7174 nt
Organism: Anarrhichthys ocellatus (wolf-eel)
Lineage: Eukaryota; Metazoa; Chordata; Actinopteri; Perciformes; Anarhichadidae
Gene: nrg3a
Product: neuregulin 3a
Exons: 10
Coding region: 1712-3844 (710 amino acids)
Biological process (GO): nervous system development; animal organ development; intracellular signal transduction
Molecular function (GO): chemorepellent activity
Source: RefSeq, a predicted model, not a curated record